Pungitius pungitius (ninespine stickleback) is the source of this 5197-nucleotide messenger RNA. RefSeq names its product phosphatidylinositol-binding clathrin assembly protein-like. Bases 782 to 2512 code for a protein of 576 amino acids. Gene Ontology annotation, molecular function: 1-phosphatidylinositol binding; phosphatidylinositol-4,5-bisphosphate binding; clathrin heavy chain binding. The record is from RefSeq and is a predicted model, not a curated record. The transcript has 19 exons. Gene Ontology annotation, biological process: synaptic vesicle budding from presynaptic endocytic zone membrane; clathrin-dependent endocytosis; clathrin coat assembly. Gene Ontology annotation, cellular component: clathrin-coated vesicle; clathrin-coated pit; synaptic vesicle. NCBI's taxonomy places the organism in Eukaryota, Metazoa, Chordata, Actinopteri, Perciformes, Gasterosteidae.
GACAAAAAAAAAGAAGAAAAAAAGAAUUGGCCUAUCGGCAACCUCGACACAGAAAUACACCCUUUUGUAAGAAGAUUAAAAUGACUGGGGGAUGAAAAUAAAAUCAAAGCAGCUAGAGUUGGUGCUGUGUGGUUUGGAGGUGUUUGCGGUCCAAUCCGUGCGUACAUUGAGAGGAGAAAGCGGCUGAAGGAGAGGAGAAAAAGCAACGGGACAAUGCUGUUCGUAUCUUUGACACUGAGGCUUCAGUCAUAGAGGAUGCCGAUAAUAGCCGCCGCUAGUUUUUCAAUAUUUGCCAUUUUUAUUUCCGAUUGAGCUCUCGCACAUCCCGCUGCCAUCUCAGGGAUACAUCGCAGUUUAGUGUCAUUAUAGGCCACUAUUUCUAUGCAGCUCGCUGUUAAUUAUACAUUUUGUUUUUACAUAGGCUUGUCUUUUUUUUUAAUUUGCUGGGUCAUCCUUGGAUUGCAUUUUGGUUCCCUGGAUGUGACCGUCUUUACGUUUUAUUUGGCCGCCGCAUGAAUUCUCCCACCGGAUCUUCGCCGGUGUACGCUGCUGUGGUCCUCCUCCUCCUCCUCCUCCUCCUCCUCCUCCCCAUCCUCCUCCUCCCGCUCAGACGGCCGAUUCUCACAGAGGGCACUACCCUCCUCCCUGCCUCUAAAGACAUUUUGAUCGUCCUCCCCGGUUUCCCCCACCCGGAAUCCUCGACCAUCACUCCGCCUGCCUCCUAUUCCUUUUCCUGCUCCACCACCGACACCACCACCACCACCUCCACCUCAUCAGUAACAUGUCGGGACAGUCUUUGACGGACCGGAUCGCCGCGGCGCAGCACAGCAUGACCGGUUCUGCCAUCAGCAAAGCCGUCUGCAAGGCCACGACGCACGAAGUCAGCGGACCCAAGAAGAAGCACCUUGACUACCUGAUCCACUGCACCAAUGAGCUGAACGUCAGCAUCCCCCACCUGGCAGACACACUGCUGGAGCGCACAGCCAGCAACAGCUGGAUAGUGGUUUUCAAAGCGCUCAUCACCACACACCACCUCAUGAUGUACGGCAACGAGAGAUUGAUGCAGUACCUUGCCUCCAGAAACACGCUUUUCAACCUCAACAACUUUCUAGAUAAGGCUGCACUGCAAGGGUAUAACAUGUCAACUUUCAUCAGACGCUACAGUCGCUACCUGAAUGAAAAAGCCAUGUCUUACAGAUUAGCAGCAGUGGACUUCACCAAGAUGAAGAGAGGAGCUGAGGGUGUGAUGCGCACCAUGAACACAGAGAAGCUCAUUAAGACUCUGCCAACCAUUCAAAACCAGCUGGACGCACUGCUGGACUUCCAGCCUAACUCCAACGAGCUAACCAAUGGAGUCAUCAACACAGCGUUCAUGUUGCUGUUUAAAGACUCCAUACGGUUGUUUGCUGCGUACAACGAAGGGGUCAUCAACAUGCUGGAGAAAUACUUUGAUAUGAAGAAGAACCAGUGCAAAGAAGCUUUGGAGAUCUACAAGACUUUCCUCAACAGGAUGACCAAACUGUCCGAGUUUCUCAAAGUGGCAGAGCGAGUUGGGAUAGAUCAGGGCGACAGCCCCGAUCUCACACAGGCCCCCAGCUCUCUCCUGGAGGCUCUGGAGCAGCAUCUAGCCUCUCUGGAGGGCAGGAAGCUCAAGGACCUCUCUGCAGCGAGCAGAUCCAACACCUUGUCUAGUGCAGUGUCCUCUCUCUCCAGCACUGGGAUCUCUCUCAGCCGCAUGGACGACAAGACAGAAGACAACAGACUGCAGCAACACAAGGAGGACAGUCACAAGGCGAUCGAUAGUCAGACACCCAAUGUGUCACCCAGCACCCAGUCAGUGGGCAGUGCCAACAGCAGCGGAGGGGCCACGGAUUUCUUCUCCAAUUCACCAAUCGUACAAGUCAGCAACCAUGUGCCAAACCUGACCAGUGAGCUGUUCACCCUGCAGCAUAACUUCACCCCAAUCCAGACCACACACACUGUGCCCAACAACAACAAUGCCUGGGGAGGCGACCUGCUAAAGCCAGCCCAUCCCGCUCAAAUUCACAGCCCUGGAGUUUCACUGCACUCUGGGAAAAUGCUGCCCAAUGAUUUGGACUCCUCAUUAGCCAACCUUGUUGGUAAUCUGCAGUUUGGGGGGACGUCAGCGAAAAAGCCGGAGCUCCAGUGGAGUCAGCUGGUGGAGAAGAAGCCGACAGGAGGAGGCGGCUGGCAGUCAAAGACCAUGUGCACCAGCACCAACUGGACUCACACCACCCAUCCCAUGGCACCCGCACCCAUGCCCGUCCCUCAGAUGAAUGGGAUGAUCUACACCGGCUACGCUCCCGCACCAGUAGCUUUUCCUAUGACGUCACCCCAAGUGCCUGUUUAUGGAAUGCUCCCACCUCAGAUGACACAUCAGAUGGGGGGCGUUCCCAUGAUGCCCCCGCAGACUGUCAUGUACAACCAGCCCGUCCUGAGAUCCACCAACCCGUUUGGACCCAUGCCGGGGACUCAGAUGCACUUCAUGUAGGGAUGAUGUCGUAACCAUGGCAGCAAAGCCAAGAGAGAGAAGGCGAGAGGAAAGAGAUGGAAAGAGAAACAGCUGAAGAAAACAAAUCCAGUGCUGGACGAAGAAAGAGGAAGCCGCAGAGGAGAAGGGAGGCGAGAGGAAGAAGGAAAGAGGACCAGAGGAUGGAUUAAAGAUUAAAUGCUGUAUCUGUUUCCAUGUAGCCUCAACAUCUAAUCUCCUCUCCUCUCUCCAUGUGGCUACGGAUCUCUUGUCUUUUAAUGGGGUACCAGAGGCUGCGCAUCAGUCCCACUCAUCCUCUGUUUGAUUUGCCAAUUCAGAAGGUGAUUAUGACCUGCGAUGACCGCUCUAUGGAAGCGCAGAGGCUCUAACUGCCACUUCACGACCUCCUCAUCCUGAUGAUUUCCUGUAAAAAAACGUUCUCACUUCAAACUUGGAGGACACGCGCCUCUUUCUCUGAUUGGAUUGUUUGCUGGCACUUUACUCAAUGUGAACUUUGCCAAGGGUGUAUGUCUGUGUAGGUGAUUUGAGCGUCUUGUUCAGAUUGGUUCCCCAAGUUGUGUGUCAUUCAUCACCUGAUGUCAGAAGUAAUCGAUUUGAAUGUGUGUGUGUGUUUCCUUUUUUUUCUACAUUUCAACGUGCUGCAUUGACAUUACCGUUUUGAGUCUUUUUAUGAGCUCCAUUUCUUCUUAAUUGCCAACCUCCUCAUCAAAAGUCUGAUCCUUUGUGGGUGCGCUUUUGCGUGUGUGUGUGUGCGUGGACGUGGCUGUGCAGGGUGUGUACUCUGUGUGUGUUUCUCUUUUGGUACCUGAUGUCAUCGCUGUGUUGUGUGUUGCCAGGUACCAAUGUGUUACUGCACUGGAACUAACUGAUGAAAGCACUGAGCCACAACCGGGCAUCGCAUUUGGAUGUAAACCAACCUCUUACAUUAACUUUGGGGUCGUGCUGUACACACUGUGUAUUUUGUCCCGCCCAUCCUCCCUCCCCCAGUCUACAGCUGUGCAAUAUCAUGCAAACUCGUUAACGUCUUUUCCACCUCACCUUUAGGCUGAUUGGGAAGCUGUUCCCUGCUUUAGAGUUGUUAUGUGUCCACAUCAGGUUUCUGUACAGAAUGCUGUUUUACUUUGUUUUCUAAAGUGUUCCGUUAUACAAAUACUGCUCUCAAAGUAGUGAAAAAUGCACUGAGCCUGACCGAGAGUUGACUUGAUGUCGGUAUUAACUCAGUCUUGCAAGUCAGAACCGGUCCGACUCCCAACCCGUGUGAUUUCCUCCGUGUCCUGCAUCCGUCCUGUUCAAAAUGAGUCUGCGGCGAUGUCCUUCACACUCCAGAUAAAACGGACAAGGGAAAUAAGCGGAAAAGCAGAUGUCUGACCUCCACCCUGCGUAAUCAAAGGCACUGCAACCACAGAGAGGGCUUUGCUAACGUGGUGUUAACACUUAUGGACAGGACGGCUAAAGGUCAGUCGGAUAAAUCAGACUAGGACCCGACCUGCCGUAGAGCGACUGAGGGUAAUGUCUGCUGAUCACCGCCCGAGUAACGCAGUGACAUACAGAUCAAUUCAGACAGCCAGACACGGGAGGCUUUAACGAGACGUUAGAUGUUAAUGUGGCUUUUCUGGCAGACCCAAGGUCCAGUUAGACCCACAGACAGACGAUAUAUACAUGUAUAUAUAUAUACAUGUGUAUAUAUAUACAUGUAUAUAUAUAUGUGUAUAUAUAUAGCACAAACCUUUGAAUAGAGAGGACAACGCUCUGCUGCACAAAAACCUAAAAUCAUUGCUGGGAUGUACAGUUGAAAGGGGCAAUAAUCGAUCGGGGAUGAGGUCGUUUUCUAUUGAUCGUGUCUGUUCCAUGUACAUGUACUGUAUGUGUGUUUGUGUGCACGCGCCUUGCCAUUGAGAUAAACAGGGUCGAGUUCCUCAGUCAGAGCUGAAGGGUCUUUAGUGAGCUGGCACUGUGUGUUAUUGUGGCCGCGUCUCAGUCCGUAGAACCCAACAUCAAAUUAAGGAUCACCCGUCUGACGAUGACAUCGCAAAAUGAAGAAAAAAAAAAAAGAGAAAAAGGCCCAAAGGUAUCGGCCCUGGAAUCUCAAAAGUAAAUCAGAGGGCAGGAGCUGCACUCGCUGUGAGCAAAAUGGAUUAGUCAGGAUUUGACCUCCUGCUGUAACCGCUGGCGACACACAGGAACCAGCUGCAGCUACCACUCCACGACCAGCAGAGGACUCCAGCUAGAAACCAACAGCGAGCCGGCCGUUACUCUCUUUAAGGCCUCGUGAAAAAAGGCCCGGCCCGACCUUUGGGGGAGACUUGUCGCCUCGCUCUCGUCCAUCACGCCUCAUCCCGUCGGUUUGGUCUUCUUCCCGUCAGCUGAAUGCUCUCUUCAUCGUGCACUCCACUCCCACGACGCAGCUCCACCCGUCCCCGGGGACAACCUCUGACUGUUACCGUGUCCUCUUGUAUAUAGAAAAAUGCGUUCAUGUGUUUUUAGACGUGCUCUCUCUGUAAAGUGAUCGAAGCCCAAUUGGAUGACGUACUGUAUGUGGGACAAUUUAUUGCUGUAUCUGUCUUUGAAUGGUUGUAUUUUGAAGGUGUCAUCAUCCAGGGACGUGUGGGAGGGGCGGGUUUGAUGUUUGUGCUGUUUGUGUCCAUCUCACGGAGGAAGCGGGCGGGGGUCGUGGGGAGAUGGGGU